AUGCGAGCACUUACGACCGAUAAACCUCGAGUACCUUGGCGUCGCUGCGAAAAAGCACGAUACAAGCGCACUGCGGCUGAAAAAGCAGUGCUGAAGGAAAAGAGGGAAGCUCAUCGUGUUUCAUACUCUAGCGCCCUCCAAGCUGCUCGCAACAUUGUCUUUCAUGAGGCAGAGAAAUUGCACGCUCAAUUUAGUGGGCAUAGUGUCCAGUACUACUAUGAGGAGAUAAUGCAGCACUCACGCAUUGCCCAGUCAUCUCGUGGUGUCAAUCGAUGGAACACAUUUUGUCGACAGGAAGUCAAACGGAUGAAUGAUGAACGAGCACCUGGCAUUGCACCCUUGAAAGCGGCACAAUGUGCUGGUGAAAUUGCUGAGCGGUGGAAUUCCAUGUCAAAAAGUGAGCAGGAGGAUGCCACUCAAUCCGCUGUCAAGGAUCUGGAAGAUCACCGUGAAAUGAAGAAGCUUGCUGUUCGAAAUGUCCCCCUGGAAGCCUUUCACGAUUGUCAAAAGUCAGUGGGGGCCAUUGACCGUGAGGCUCGUGCCCUGAAUGCCCGCACUGGGGUUGAGAUCAUUUUCAUCGCAACACGCUCCACUGCUGACCACUUCAACCAACCACAUGUAUUUCAAACCUCGCGUGCUACAGACUUUUUUGAUGCGUGUUUCAAAGUUAGUGCUAUGGACAUUGCUCUAAGACUAGAGGCGUUUUCCAUCGCUGGCGUUCAAGAACUGGCUGCCACUCCCGAGAGAGUUUCUCGCAUGUAUUAUCACAACUUUGACCAACACAUCACCAUGAAGCAUCACAUCAUUGUUGAAAACUGGCCGCUUGCCAAAUUCUGCUGCCCUGGGGACAUCAAUUCGUGGACUGAAAUAUCUGUCCUAAAGUCUGCAUGGGACUCCGGUGCCACUAGAUUUCGCAAGCUCACCGAUGCUGAGUUCGAUGAGUGGGAAGAGGAAUGCUUUCAGGCUGCACUGCACGACGGGAACAGAGGAGCAAAUGGAAAUGGAAAUGAGGGCGAGGAAGGAGAGCUCGAGAACACGAUACCGACUGCAAGCAUUCAGUCUUCCAUCCCUUCGAAUGAUGAUGGUUCAUCUCCGACAUCCUCUGCAACUCCAGACACUCAAUCCCAGGUGGCUCCCUCUCGCAAGCGUACAGCGCCAAUUGCGGCCAUCAGUGUUGUAACCACAGCGAACGGAAAUGCUAUGCAUGUGCCAAAGAAGGCUCGGAAGGGACGAUCUGACAAGGGUGUCAAGCGCGGUCCUCGAAAGAGGAGGGAUGCCCCAGCUAACGAUGACACUGGUGACAACGAGCCCCAACUCAACACCGUCUAG
Molecule: messenger RNA, 1329 nt
Organism: Suillus plorans
Lineage: Eukaryota; Fungi; Basidiomycota; Agaricomycetes; Boletales; Suillaceae
Exons: 4
Coding region: 1-1329 (442 amino acids)
Source: RefSeq, a predicted model, not a curated record